UCCAUUCUAUCUUCCAGAAAGAGAAAAAGAAAAGAAAAGAAAAGAAAAGAAAACCCCUAGAUAUCUUAAAACCCCCAAGAUCCAAUCUUUACGUCAAGGAACGGAUUCAAUGUCAACGGGACGCUUCAAGCUCGGCAAGCAGUCCUCCCUCGCGCCGGAUCGCGACGGCGGCGGGCGGGAUCCGUCCGAAAUCGACUUACCGGCCGGCGUGCCGGAGGAAAUUGGCGGGAAUAUCAGGCUGAUGUACUUAGCGAACGAGGGGGAUGUAGAGGGGAUUCGAGAGCUGCUGGAGUCGGGAGUUGAUGUGAAUUUUAGGGAUAUCGACGGCCGGACGGCGCUCCACGUGGCGGCUUGCCAGGGGCGGCCGGAUGUUGUGGAGAUUUUGCUGGCGAAGGGGGCGAACGUUGAUAUUGAGGAUCAGUGGGGCAGUACGCCUCUUGCAGAUGCAAUACACUACAAGAACCAUGAGGUGAUUAAACUGUUGGAAAAAUAUGGUGCUAAACUUAAGAUUGCUCCAAUGCAUGUGAAUAAUGCACGUGAAAUCCCAGAAUAUGAGAUCAACCCCAGUGAACUUGAUUUCAGCAACAGUGUUCAAAUUACCAAGGGAACAUUUCGUGUGGCAACAUGGCGUGGAUCAGAAGUUGCUGUGAAAACUUUUGGAGACAAUGUGAUCACAGAUGAGGAUAAAGUAAGGGCAUUUAGGGAUGAACUUGCAUUGCUUCAGAGGAUACGCCAUCCUAAUGUUGUCCAAUUCCUGGGUGCUGUCACUCAAAGUAGUCCUAUGAUGAUUGUGACUGAAUAUUUGCCCAAGGGUGAUCUUCGUGCUUUCUUGAAACAAAAGGGAGCCUUGCACCCAUCGAAGGCAGUCCGGUUUGCACUUGAUAUUGCCAGAGGUAUGAAUUAUUUGCAUGACCGUAAACCAGAGGCAAUUAUUCACCGUGAUCUUGAGCCUUCAAACAUAUUGAGGGACGAUUCUGGGCAUCUAAAAGUAGCAGACUUUGAUGUUAGCAAAUUGCUGAAAGUGACAAAAAGGGUCAGAGAGGAUAGACCGCUGACGUGUCAAGAUACCGCAUGCAGGUAUGUGGCUCCAGAGGUUUUUCGAAAUGAAGAGUAUGAUACAAAGGUGGAUGUUUUCUCGUUCUCUUUGAUUCUACAGGAGAUGAUUGAAGGCUGCCCUCCCUUUUCCACUAAACUUGACAGUGAUGUUCCAAAAGCAUUUGCCUCUAAAGAGAGGCCACCCUUUAGAGCUCCACUCAAGUUCUAUUCGCAUGGACUUAAAGAGUUGAUUGAGCAAUGUUGGAGUGAGAACCCUGCUGACAGACCUACAUUCAGAGAAAUAAUUGAUCGGUUGACUUAUAUUCAGAACCAUAUUGCUCAUAAGAGACGUUGGAAGGUAAGACCCUUGAGAUGUUUCCAAAACCUAGAAGCCAUUUGGAAAAGGGAUAAUUCUAAUCCAAGCAGCCGGUCCUCUCGGUCCACCAACUCGAACUUCUGAGCAUAUUCCUGAAUUCAUUUUUUUCCCAUGUUGUUUCGUCAUUUAUUUUGACGAGCUAUAAACUGCAUAUUCUUUAUAUCUGGUUGAACUGUGGAAUAUAUAUAUACCUUCGGAUUUUGAUUUGUUUUCCCGUAGGGAUGAAGCUACUGUACACAGUGAAACAAUAAUCUGUCUGGUGUACAGUAAGAUACUUGCAAUAUACACUUUUUUAGAAGAUC
Asparagus officinalis (garden asparagus) is the source of this 1713-nucleotide messenger RNA. Its product is annotated as serine/threonine-protein kinase STY8-like. Gene Ontology annotation, molecular function: ATP binding; protein kinase activity; protein binding. The coding region runs from base 110 to 1495 and encodes 461 amino acids. Lineage: Eukaryota; Viridiplantae; Streptophyta; Magnoliopsida; Asparagales; Asparagaceae. The transcript is spliced from 12 exons. The record is from RefSeq and is a predicted model, not a curated record. Gene Ontology annotation, biological process: protein phosphorylation.